UCGUCGGCUUGCUCGGGCUGGAUCCGGCGGGGCGGCCGUCCUUGUGUUCCUAAAAGGCCCCCCUCCGCUUGGUGCAAAAGCCGCAGCGAAACCAGGACGCCACGCAGGGCAAGGGAUCCCUGUGGCCUGCCCGACCUCUCGUGGCUUCCUGUGGGGGGGAGGAGGGCCUCUGUGCUGGCGGCCGAGGGGCCGUAUCUCCCGCUUCCCUUCGGAAAUGGAUGCACCAGCCAGGCCUCCCGCCUGCUGGCACACACAGCCUCCCACCCCUGAACUCAGCCCACCUCCCCAGGCCCCAGUUUGUCAUGUUUUUAAACUGCCUAGUAUGCACAUCUCUGCAGGAGGGGGGGGACCACACUCUGCACACACUCAGAGGCACCCUUUCUUCUGCGCUCUCACCGGCAGGGUCAAGCCUGACGGGCACCCCCCUCUAUCCAAUGCCCUGGAGUGGCUUGCCCAGACCCAUCUCUGGUGGGCCCCGUGGUGCCUGCUUGGACUGUAGCUCCUCCCGGAAACUUGCCCCUGGACUUUUCAGGGGGUCGCGCCAUUCACGUCUUCAGAGUUGCUCUCAGUGGGCCGGCAAAGAGGGAGGACGGUUCCUGGAGGCUGCGGCUGAGAGCCUCUGCAUGAAUAAGGAACAGGAGGACCGUAGAACACCUCCUCCGCAGGCCGAAGGCUCCAGCUUCAAGCCCUGGCAGGAUCUCCAGGUCGAGCUGGGAAAGGCCGAGAACGGGGGGAGCUGCUGCCAGUCAGGGUCGGCCAUGCUCCAAGGGUCUGUCUCAGCAGGAGGCCGUUUCCUACGCCCCCUAUGGAUCCUUCAACAUUAACAACAACAACAAAUGAAUAAAGAGAGAGCCGGGGCUUCCUCCACCAAGACACGAGGCCCGUAGGCUUCCUUGGUACCAAGCAGGCCCGUAGGUUGCCAUAGCAACCCUUGUUCCAACAGGCCGGGGGCCCGGGGCAGGCCUUGCCUCCCUCUUUGCUCCAGGCAUCGGCCACGUGUGGCCCUCCAGAAGGCGCGAAAUGCACCCGUGAGCCUAGCCGUAGCAGGCGGCCCAGGGCACCUUUGUUACCACCUGCGCCCACUACGCCUUUGCCAACUGACCCAACCAGCGCAUGCUUUUGUGAGCCUGAAGCAGCCCUUUGCGGUAGCACCCACGACGGUCCAUGCAGCUGAAGUCUGUGUUAGAGCAGAACGGCAGCCAUCAGUUGGCGACACUGUUUGGGCUGCUGAAAAGAAUGUUUGCCGAGAAGAGCUGUGUUCGAGUCCUCCUGCAGCUGUUGGACUAUAACUCCCAUCGUCCCCAGCCACAGUGGCCAAUAUGAUGGACCCGACUCCUCGUCCAAGGAACUCCGAAGACUUCCCCAUGGAAGGGCUGCUGCGGCUGCGGCUGCUGCUGGCGGCCCUCCAGGUGGCCGCCUGCCUCUCCUCCUUGGUUCCAGAAAAAGAGAAGAACCCCCAGUACUGGAGACAGCAGGCCCAGGAGACGCUCAAGAGGGCCCUGAGACUGCAGGAGCUGAACACCAACGUGGCCAAAAAUGUCAUCCUCUUCCUCGGGGAUGGCAUGGGGGUCUCCACAGUGACUGCUGCUCGCAUCCUCAAGGGACAACUGCAGAACCAGAACGGAGAGGACACCUUGCUGGAGAUGGACCGCUUCCCCUUCGUCGCCCUGUCCAAGACCUACAACACCAACGCCCAGGUCCCAGACAGUGCUGGCACGGCCACGGCUUACCUGUGUGGGGUGAAGGCCAACGAGGGCACCCUGGGGGUCAGCGCGGCCGUGACGAGGUCGCAGUGCAACACCACCUCAGGCAAUGAAGUGACGUCCAUCCUGAAGUGGGCCAAGGAAGCAGGCAAAUCCGUGGGCAUCGUCACCACCACGCGCGUCAACCACGCCACGCCCAGCGCCGCCUACGCACACUCGGCCGACCGCGACUGGUACUCGGACAGCGAGAUGCCUGCCGAGGCCCUCCAGCAGGGCUGCAAAGACAUCGCCCGGCAGCUGGUCGAAAACAUCCCGGAUAUCGAGGUGAUCAUGGGGGGAGGCCGGAAGUACAUGUUCCCCAAGAACACCAGCGACGUGGAGUAUCCGGACGAGGACAAGAGCCGGGGGACGCGGCUGGACGGCACAAACCUGGUUGCCCUUUGGAAGCAGAAGAAGCCCAAAGACAAGAACGCCCAUUACGUGUGGAACCGGGAGCAGCUGAGGGAGCUGGACCCCCAGAAAGUGGACUAUUUGAUGGGCCUCUUCGAGCCAAUUGAUAUGAUGUACGAACUGAACAGAAACAACGAAACCGACCCUUCCCUGAGGGAGAUGGUGGUUGUGGCCCUCAGAAUCCUCCAGAAAAACCCUCGCGGGUUCUUCCUCUUAGUAGAAGGGGGGAGGAUUGACCACGGCCACCACGAAGGGAAAGCCAAGCAGGCCUUGCACGAAGCCGUGGAGAUGGACUGCGCCAUCGGCGAGGCUGGACGGCUGACGUCUCCCCAGGAAACCCUGAUGGUGGUGACUGCCGACCACUCCCACGUGUUCACCUUUGGGGGCUACACGCCUCGUGGCAACUCCAUUUUUGGCCUGGCCCCAAUGCAGAGCGACAUUGAUAAGAAGCCCUUCACCUCCAUCCUUUAUGGAAAUGGUCCCGGAUACGCACUGAUUAAUGGAGAGAGAGAAAAUGUGUCCACGGUGGAUUUCGCUCACGCCAGCUACCAGGCACAGUCCGCGGUCCCCCUGCGGCUAGAAACGCACGGCGGCGAAGAUGUGGCCAUCUUUGCCCAGGGGCCCAUGGCCCACCUCCUCCAUGGGGUCCACGAGCAGAACUACAUCCCCCACGUCAUGGCCUACGCGGCCUGCAUUGGGGAAAACAAGAACCACUGCCGGUCCAGCGCCUCGCACAGCCUGUCGGGACCUCUCGCCGCCACCUCCUCUAUGCUCUUCUCUGUCCUCCUCCUCCAGCUUCUCUUCUAAAGACUUGGGCCUCGGACAUUUCUGUUCCUCUUUCUCUUGUGCCAGGUGCCGAGGCUGUCAGAAAAUUGAGGCGGCUCCCCUGCCCCCCUCGGAAACUUGCUGCCCCACGCCUGCCUCUUGGGGGGGGGAGCGGUCCACGUUUUGGUCACGAUGAACCGUCCCGGGGUGUCCCUCCGUGCCUCAUAACAGCCCUUCCUUCCACAGCUGGGAACUGCCCUCCCAAGUCACAAGGUUUGGGUGGCCCAGUUAUCAGUCGGAUGUCUCUGGAAGUUCCUCGAUCCCGGGCUGACCUCCGCAGCUGGAAGCGCCUGGAGAGUUUCUCAUCUGGUGAAAAUAAGAAAAACCUUGGCUGCGCGGAAAGUGGGGGGGCGGGGCGGGGCUGGUUCUGCAUUUCUCUCUAUUUUGCUGGCGUAUCUCUUACCUCAAAAACUUUUUCCGCUUGUUGUCUUAAAGGCUCACGGCUCUUCCUGGACGGCUCUGAAAGCCAGCUAGUCCACAAGAUAAAUGUGCCGCGCCCAUUGACUCAACACCCGCCCAUCCCCUUUUCAUUCCCUCAUCCGUUUCCCCCGAUUUAUAGUGCAACUUGUGAACCUGCCGUUCAGCCCGUCAGGUUAAAACCUCCCUCUGGACAAAGGCGCCCAAAGGUGUCUCUGAGUUUUGCCACCCGGAGUGGGUCUUUUCCAAGGACACAGGAUGGGUUGGCUGCGUGUCUUCAGUAGUAGCCCCCUUGAGUUCCUGGCUCCCAGGAGGCCCCCGUGUAUGGCAAAACAAGCCUAGGUCUUGUGGUCGCAAGCAUGCUUUGUCCCCAUUGCUAAGCAGGGUCCAUCCUGGUUUGCAUUUGAAUGGGAGACUACAUGUGUGAGCACUGCAAGAUCUCCUCAGGGGAUGGAGCCGCUCUAGGAAGAGCAUCUAGGUCUCAAGUUCCCUCCCUGGCGGCAUCUCCAAGAGAGGGCUGAGAGAGGCUCCUGCCUGCAACCUUGGAGAAGCCGCCGCCAGUCAGUGUAGACAAUACUGAGCGAGAGGGACCAAGAGUCUGACACUACACGGCAGCCACCUACGUCCCUAUGUCCAGAUGUUCAUCAAGAGCAGAGCCUGCUCCUCUCUGAAAGGACACUUACGGCAUUCUGGCCGCACAUGCCUAGCCUUCUGCAGGGAUGAGCUGGGAGAAAGUUAGUUCUGCUGUCCCUCGUGCUGACUGGCCGGCACUUGUGAGCAGCCAGCUGAACCCCCUCUUACAUUUCACUCUCGUUAAAAACGGAGGUAACUAUUGGUUGCUUAAACAUACAAACAGCACUUAGAAGGAUUAACACAAAGAGACCAACAACUUGCCUGGAGCCUGUGAGGGCAGAGCCGGGCUGCGACUGCUCGGCCAGUGCCUUGCGGAGGGGGAGGGCAGGCGACCCCCCCCACCGGAACCCCCUGCCGUGAGUGCUGCUCGUGCCUGGGCACAAUCUGCCUGGGCGCUUUCCAGAGUAAACCCUGCAGUGGGGUCACGGCAGAUCUCGGAAGUGUGCUUCCACACCUCCUGCGUCGUGACACCGCAGUCUCUGCAUGGACAGCAGGGGGCCGUUCACAUUGCCGAUGCCUUGUCUCGAAUCUAAUCGCUGCCAUACAGAGCUAGGACGUCGUAGAUCCGGCGUAAGGACGCGACUGUUUUCCCGGGUUGUUAGUUUCCAGGAGACGGCUCCCCCUGCUGGGCACUUUGCUAUUUACAUUUUGAAUGCGAUUUGCCUGAAUGGAAGCAUUUUGCCGCUGUUGAGUGGCUAGGCUGGAAAGCACCUGGUGGUGUCUGGAAGUGUUUGCUGCGUGACCAGCACGAAACAGUCACCUUGCUUUGCCUCUGCUUGCUGGAGUGACCCACUUUGUCCGCUGAUUCUGCCCCAGUGGAUGUAGACUGUUUCUUGAACGGCAGAACGGGGAGAGACUGGGAAGAGAGCAGAGCCGCCUGACGUGAAAUUUCCUUUGAAAUUACCCCACAUCAGUCCAAUUAUAAACCGCUACGAGCUGAUACCAGAGAAAACGAGGCCUGCCAGCUAUGCUGAAGAAGAAGAAGAACAGGCAAGCCCCAGACAGUUCACAUGAGUGCAGCAGCCGGACUGCCAUGAGGGCAAACCCGCCACCAGAGAGCCAAGAGAGGCCCCAAACCCAGCCCAGCUGACCUCCCAUGGUCAGCUGCGACCUCCCCCCAUGCUCUCCUCUCCAAAAGGAGUUUUGCUCCUUUUCCCAUCAUGGGAGGACUUGGAGAUCCUCCAGUGAGAUUGGCUGGCAGGAGAUCGGGGAGCGAGAGAAAUAAAGCCCUUCUUCAUACAAUGCGUCAUUAAUUGAGGGACGUUGCUGCCACGUGACGAGGCGAAGGCCAUUUCUUCUGGCUCAGAUGGGAGCGAGGCAGAUUCGUGGAGGCGGAGAAGGAGGCCCCUCUCCAUGCCUAUUAGACACAAGAGCGAAACUGGGUGGAUUUCUCUGUUUGGGAGCAGUUUGCUUGGGAGGAGAGCUGGUCUUGUGGUGGCCAGCAUGAAUGGCCCCCCUUGCUAAGCAGGGUAUGCCCUGGUUUGCACUGGGUGACUCCAUGCGGGCGCUGCAAAAUAUCUCCCCUGGGGAUGGGGGCGUAGCUCCAAGGCAGAAGAGCCUCUGCUUGGCAGACAGAAAGGCCCAGCUCCACUCCCUGGCAGCAUCGCCAAGGAGAGCCGCUGCCAGUCUGUGCAGGGGGUCUGGGGGGCUGCCCUUCCCUCAGGCUCUGCUCGUGGGCAUCUUCGGAGCAUCUGGUCAGGGGGGCUGCUGCUCUUGGGAACAGGGGGCUGCCCUCCAGGGGCCUUGGGGGUCCACCUAGCCCUCCUGAUGCCCUUACAGCGGCCAUGGCUUCUCCGUCACCAGCGCAGCUGCCCAAAGGAUGGCAGCUGGUGAUGGUGGCACGAGCUGCGCCCUGGCAGGCGGGCAGCAGAGAGGCCGACGCCACCGAUACCUUCCGCACCAUUCUUGCUUCUGCAGCGCCGAGGCUGGGAAGCAGCGAGCUGGCCUGGGCCGUCCUGUGGGCAGGAGGGGCCGUGGGCCUCUCUCUCCCACCUGCCGACAGGCCCGCCCUGGGCCCCCCUUGGACCAAGAGUCUCUUCCCAAGCAGAGGGCUUGCCUGUUGACGGGGCUGCCGAGAUGCUGCUGCUGGCAUCCAGGGAUGUUGGAGAGAGAGAGAGAUUUGAGAAAGAAGCUCACCUCAGCGUCCUUCCAUUGGUUGAUUUCUUGUUGUCUGUUCACUCGACUUUUUUAAGGAACAGUUUUAAAAAUAAAAUUAUUUUGGAACA
This is a messenger RNA of Hemicordylus capensis (graceful crag lizard), 6253 nucleotides long. RefSeq names its product alkaline phosphatase, biomineralization associated (gene ALPL). Gene Ontology annotation, molecular function: alkaline phosphatase activity. Gene Ontology annotation, biological process: dephosphorylation. The record is from RefSeq and is a predicted model, not a curated record. Gene Ontology annotation, cellular component: plasma membrane. Bases 1320 to 2960 code for a protein of 546 amino acids. The transcript is spliced from 12 exons. Lineage: Eukaryota; Metazoa; Chordata; Lepidosauria; Squamata; Cordylidae.